UAAAACCUAAAAGAGAAAAUACACACCCACACACCUUCAAUCGAAGCGCCCGUUGAAGAAUUGUGGGAAGGAGGAAUUGAAUAUGGUGGUAUGAAAGGGAAAUUAUUUUUGCCAAGAAUUUCAUCAUAUUACAGACCAGACAGGGCAGCUGUGUUGUGACAUCAGCCGCAGAAAGAUGCCUAAGAAGAAAUGGGGGGACAACCCGAAGGCCCUGGAGGCACGGACCCGCAAGGAGAGCAAGAAGCGAGAGGAACAGGAGAGGGUGGAGAAGGCCAAGGAUGACGCAUUUUGGGCAGACGAUGAUAAACAUCUCAAGAGGAAGCAGCAGAGGAAGGCUGACAAGGAGUCCAAGAAGCAUGAGCAGCAGGAGAAGAAGCUGGAGAAGCAGAGGCUGCUUGAGGAGGAGAUGGCCCAGCUGAAGGGUCCUACACAGGCUGCCAAGGUGACGGGAGGGGGGAAGGUCACCCAGGCACAGAUCCAGGCCCAGCUGGAGAGGUUGAGACAACAGGCACAGCAGAAAGCCAAGCGUCCGGAACAGGAGGAAGCACCGCUGGAAGAAAACGUGAAUAAACUAAUCGCUGAUCAGCUGGCAGCAGAGGGAGCUGUAGAGGCUCGGUCUGUGGAGGAGGCCAUCUCUGUGCUAAGUGUGAAGGAGGCAGCUUUAGACAAGCACCCGGAGCGGCGCAUGAAGGCCGCCUACAACAAGUACGAGGAGGAGAACCUGCCCCGGCUGAAGCAGGAGAACCCCAACAUGCGCCUGUCCCAGCUCAAACAGAUGCUCAAGAAGGACUGGAUGAAGUCGCCCGAGAACCCCAUGAACCAGAGAAAUCUAGCUUUCAAUGCUAAGUCAUAGCAGGCAGCAUGUGUAUUUGGAGAACAUGACAUUGUGUGGAUUGAAGAAUUCAGUGGCCGUGGAAUUCAUUUGUUCUAGUGGUGAAUUAAAGUGAAAGGACUUUGUCAGAUUUAGUGAUG
This is a messenger RNA of Branchiostoma floridae (Florida lancelet), 972 nucleotides long. RefSeq names its product coiled-coil domain-containing protein 124-like. The record is from RefSeq and is a predicted model, not a curated record. Gene Ontology annotation, biological process: transcription by RNA polymerase II. Gene Ontology annotation, cellular component: nucleus. Gene Ontology annotation, molecular function: transcription coactivator activity. The coding region runs from base 176 to 853 and encodes 225 amino acids. The transcript has 5 exons. NCBI's taxonomy places the organism in Eukaryota, Metazoa, Chordata, Leptocardii, Amphioxiformes, Branchiostomatidae.